Molecule: messenger RNA, 2220 nt
Organism: Tachysurus vachellii
Lineage: Eukaryota; Metazoa; Chordata; Actinopteri; Siluriformes; Bagridae
Gene: kcnk4b
Product: potassium channel subfamily K member 4
Exons: 7
Coding region: 201-1613 (470 amino acids)
Biological process (GO): stabilization of membrane potential; potassium ion transmembrane transport
Cellular component (GO): membrane
Molecular function (GO): potassium ion leak channel activity
Source: RefSeq, a predicted model, not a curated record
CUUUGUCAUUAGUGUCUCCCCGGUCUGACUGUGAAGAUUUCCCCGUCAGUUACGGGUCUAGAGAUUCCAUCCUCAGCCACAAAAACAGCUGGAAAAAACUGAAAAGAAAAAACAGACAAGAAAGGCUCAGUACAGACAGGAGCAGCACUGGCAGCAACAGUAAGAAACAGGUGACCUUGGACCUGAACGGAAGAAAAGCCAUGCGCUGGUCCACGCUGCUGUGCAUCCUGACAGGUGUGAUAGCAUACCUGAUCAUGGGAGCGCUGGUGCUUCACUACCUAGAGACUCCAUUUGAGAAAAUGAGCCACAACGAGUUUCUGAAGGAGCGACAGAAAUUCCUGGACAAUUAUACAUGCAUGAGCCCUGAAGCAAUCCAAAAUCUGAUAGAGAUAGUUACAAAUGCCAUCGGGGUUGGUGUCGUCCCAAAUAAGAAUGAUACGUUCAGCAGCAGCUGGGACAUUGCCAGUGCUUUCUUCUUCUCUGGCACUAUCAUUACCACCAUUGGUUAUGGGAACAUCUCCCCAAAGACAGAAUGGGGAAAGCUGUUCUGUAUCUGCUACGCCCUGGUGGGGAUCCCCAUGUUUGGUUUCCUGCUAGCUGGAGUAGGGGACCAUUUAGGAACCGUUCUGAGGCAUGCUAUUGCAAAGAUAGAGAUGCUAUUCCUGAAAUGGAAAGUCAGUCCCACUAUUGUUCGCAUCAUCUCUGCUGUGCUCUCCAUCCUGCUGGGCUGCAUACUCUUUGUCUUCGUGCCCACUCUGGUCUUCCAAGAGGUGGAAACUUGGGAACUGCUGGAAUCUGCCUAUUUUGUGGUCAUCACCCUCACCACUGUGGGUUUUGGGGAUUAUGUACCAGGUAGUACAGUGGAGGAGAGCAUGGCACACUGGUAUAAACCUCUGGUGUGGUUCUGGAUCCUAAUUGGACUGGCUUACUUUGCCUCCAUCCUCACUAUGAUUGGGAACUGGCUACGAGUCCUGUCCAGAAAAACCCGUGCUGAGAUGGAAGGUCUAAGAGCCCACGCCACGGACUGGACCCAGAACAUCCAGAACAUGUCUGUGGACUUCCGUAUCUCUGGCAAACUUGACGACCCGUUUAAGCGCAGGCGGCGAAAACGUCAUCAUCAUAGCCGUAGUCACAGAACCGACCAAAGUGUUCCAGGAAUUAACGGUCCAGAAGAAAGGAGGAGACAAGAAGACAGAUAUUAUGAUGAUCAAUCCGCAUCUGGAUCCUCCUCAUACUCAUAUACAUCCAAUGAAUCAUACUCGGAAUCUGAGACAAACUCAGAGGAAACCCAGACGGAGCAGGUGCCAGAAAUUGAUCGGAGAAAAGAAAAAACAGACCCCACAUUCUCACAACCAUUGGAUUACUUUGGAGAAAAUCUGGCCUAUAUUGAUGAGUCUUCAGAUGCUGUUAGUGGGAAGCUUCACCUGGACCCACUCCUGGACAGGUCUGAAGCCAAAAUGGCUGCACUGCACAAGGCUAAGAGAAGACAUCCAAGGAGACAAGCACGGAAGAAAACACCCAAAACUAGCCCUUCCAAGCAGCACCACACAGCACCCAAUGGAGGAAUUCUAAUAACACCACCUAAUAACACCCCUCCUGCGUCACCACAUUAACUCCACCUUAACUCACAAGGCAUCUAAAGCGAGGGAAAAUUCCUCUCUCAGAAGUGCAUUUUAGGGAGAGUUGGAAAGACUUUACUAGUUUACACUUCCUCUGUUGUUAAUGUCUUCAUGUCUGAUUUAGUACUACAUGGACAGAAGCAUGUGUCUGAUGACACUGGGUGGGAGAGACAUAAAAACACCAAAGCAAAGCUCUUAGCUCCAUCUUAUGGCUGCUCUUAAAGCUGCAGCUGGAUUGCCUGUGUAAUAAGUUUGAGCACUUUCGGUUCUUUUUAUAGUGGCCUUCAACCUGCUUUUUUGCUCUUUACAGUAAUUCCUUGAUUAAACCAAACUGGUUGUACUACAAACCCAAACAUUCUCUGACAUUCUGAUGCUUCUUACUGAUCCAGGAUUUCGGCCUGUGUGCCUUUUGCAUAUCAAUGCUUUUCUUUUCACGUUGGAUCCUUUAUACAAGGUACCCAUGUGCACUUUAUGAAGACAACGUUUUUGAUAAAUAAAUAUGUGAACCUCUAGGCUAAUGGGUUACUAGAGUCAAUGUGAUUUUUCACUGACAAAGAAAGAAAGAAAGAAAGAAAGAAAGAAAGAAAGAAAGAAAGAAAGA